Molecule: messenger RNA, 1146 nt
Organism: Truncatella angustata
Lineage: Eukaryota; Fungi; Ascomycota; Sordariomycetes; Amphisphaeriales; Sporocadaceae
Product: norsolorinic acid reductase
Exons: 4
Coding region: 1-1146 (381 amino acids)
Source: RefSeq, a predicted model, not a curated record
AUGUCUCCUCUACCAAUGGCUCCUGCUCCCAAGAGCCCCUUAGGCCGCUACCGGCUGCUGUCUCCCACAGCUUCUGUUCGUGUCUCUCCGCUCUGCCUGGGAGCGAUGAACUUUGGUAAUGCCUGGAAAGAUUAUAUGGGAGCCUGUGACCAGCCGCAAACUGAGAAGAUUCUAGACUUCUUUUACGACCAGGGUGGUAACUUCAUAGACACGUCCAACAACUACCAGGCCGAGGAAUCCGAGCUGUGGAUUGGCGAGUGGAUGAAGAAGCGCGGCAAUCGUGAUCAGAUGGUCGUGGCUACCAAGUACACUACGUGCUUCCGUGCGGGACAUGAUGAUGAGAUCAAAGCCAAUUUCACUGGAAAUGGCACCAAGAGCUUACACACAUCAGUCAAUGCUAGUCUGCGUAAGCUACAGACCGAUUAUAUUGAUCUUCUCUACGUACAUUGGUGGGACUUUAGCACCUCGAUUCCCGAGCUGAUGCAGGCACUCAACGCUCUGGUCGUCUCAGGCAAAGUCCUUUACCUUGGAAUCUCAGACACUCCUGCCUGGGUUGUCUCCAAAGCCAACCAGUAUGCGCGAGACCAUGGCUUCCGGCAGUUCUCUGUCUACCAAGGCCGCUGGUCCGCCGCCGACCGCGAUUUCGAGCGUGAGAUCAUUCCCAUGGUCCGCGACGAAGGCAUGGGUCUCGCUCCUUGGGGCGCUCUCGGUAGUGGCAAAUUCAAGACGGAGGAACAGCGCAGGAACAACCUUGGUCGCCAAGUCCAGGCCUCUGAGGCCGACAUCAAGAUCAGCAAGGCGCUCGAGGCCGUUGCUAAGCGAAAGGGCACUAUCAUUACCUCAGUCGCGCAGGCGUACGUGACGCACAAGGCGCCUUAUGUCUUUCCCAUUAUUGGCGGCCGUACUGUGGACCACCUUAAGGGUAACAUUGAGGCCCUCACACUCGAACUUGAUGAAAAGGAUAUCCAAGAGAUUGAGGCCGCUGAGAAGUUCGAUCUUGGCUUCCCUGGCAACUUCCUCUGGGGAGAGAAGACGCCUGAGCAUCACGGAAAGGUCUGGCUAUUGGGCCUGGGUGGUACUUUUGACUAUGUGCCUCAGCAGGCUCCGAUCCAGCCUACCAAGAAGGAGUCUAAGAAGGAGUCUUAG